CAGUACUGAGCUGUGCCUAAGCUGGGAUUGAUGGAGAAUCCAAUUUAGGAAAACACCCUUUGAUGAAGAAAGCAUGAAGCAAAGAGGAAUUUUUGCACGGACGUUUCCAAGUGCGACAGGCACAAUAACACCAGGACCCUCUCUGGGAGGGCUCCUGGGGCACUGCAGACCUGUUGGCAUGAGAGGAGAGCCCUGAUUGAGCCCUGAGCAUCCGAGUUGGCUGUGGUUGAGGAUUAUAAGAGCUGUUUUGAUCAGGGGAAAAUUUCCAUUUUUAGCACAGGCAGCAAUUAAAAUAGCUUGCGAAUCUCAACGCCUCGGGGAGCUGUCAUAAAAGGCGGCAGAAAAUCCGUCUUCUGGACUCCUCUGCAGCUAGAGAUGAGCCUGGAGGCAGCAGAGUAGAAGAGAGGCUGAGCUUCACCUGGUGAAAAAGGACAACCCCAAGACCUUGAUUCAGAUCCACUGCUGUGAUCUCGAGAUGGCUGUGGAGGAUCUCCAGGCUUCCAGCACCCCUUUCUCGCUCUCCUUUUCGGGCAGUGGCUUCCUGGCCCUGUACCAGGUCGGGGUGGUGCAGUCCCUGCUGGAGUUGGCUCCUGAGCUCCUCAAGUCUGCCUGCAAGGUCUACGGCUCCUCGGCCGGGUCGCUCAUCGCCGCCGCCGUCGUGUGCGGCGUCGGCCUCGAUGACCUCAAGGAGUUUUUCUUUGCGCUGGCAACAGAAGUCAGGAAAACCAUCCUGGGCCCCCUCUCUCCCAAGUGCAGCUUGCUGGCCAAUCUCAAGGCUGUCCUGCAGCGGAUGCUGCCGGAGGAUUCCUACCUGCUGGCCUCGGGGCGGCUGCACAUCUCGCUGACGCGGGUGGUGGACGGCCAGAACGUCAUGGCCUCGGAGUUCAGCUCCAAGGAGGAGCUCAUUCAGGCUCUCCUCUGCAGCUGCUUUCUUCCAAUUUACUGUGGAUUCAUCCCUCCAUCCUACCGAGGAGUGCGCUACGUGGAUGGAGGUUUCACGGGCCUGCAGCCUGUGUCCAGCCUGGAGGAACCUGUGAUCACCGUGUCCCCGUUCACCGGCGAGCUGGACAUCUGCCCCCGCGACUGCCCUGCCAUCUUCUUCUGCUUCCAGAUCUUCAAUGGCAGCAUCCAGAUCUCCAUAGAGAACCUGUGCAGGAUCAGCUACGCUCUCUUUCCACCCAGCACCAUGGUCUUGAAUGACAUUUUCUCUCAGGGAUACCAGGACACUGCCCUUUUCCUGUACAGGAACAAUGCCUUUGGCUUUAAUUACUUCGAUGGCAAUUUCCGCUUUGGCAGCACCUGUGGGAAAAAUGACUCUGGAAAAUCCAAUGGGACACACCCCGGCCUGCACAAAAGGGUCCCUCAGUGCCUGACCCCUUACUUCCUGCCAGGCUUGUGGAAGAAGGAGCAGGUGAAUGGACUACAGGACCCACUUGCAAAGGUCCUGCUGCAGCCAUACAGGCUCCCAGCCUUAUUCAGGAAGGGGGUGAAGAAGGUGUGGGGGCUGCUGGAAGGUGUCAGGUCCCUGGUACGACUCCACAAGCUCCUCCAAACCUUGGUGCCUGGUUUGCCUAAGACAGCCGUGGACAGGAGGAGGUAGCAAGGUAACAAGGAUUGUCCCAGCGGGGCCCUGGGGGUCUCCAGCGCUGCCUUGGAAUGUGGUGGGCAGCACCAGCACACACCAGCAUGGCUGCUGGUUCUCGAGGGAAUAUUUGGGGAGUAUUUUUUUCUUCAGACCCUAUCUGGUUCUGUCUGCAGUGCUGCCAUUGCAGUGCCCCUGCUAAGGCCUCACCUGCUUUUCCAUGAUGGCUGAGGCAAAGCUCUGGUGCUGCUCCUGGGACCCAUCCCUGGCUGCAGGGGCCACGGGGCAGCUUUACCUGCAGACCUCAUAGCCCAGUCCUUUUCCUGCCCACUCCAUCUCCUCCCCACCAGCAGCAUCCCUUCCCUGCUUUAAUACAGAUUACAGGGUGGGCAGUUGCCAGGAAAUGCCAAGUUUUAAGUGUUUUCUUCCCACUCAAAAACUUCAAGAGACAUACCUCAGAGAGAGAGAGAAGACUUAGGGAGCAUCAUACUGGGCAGGAACUAAUUUUUCUACAGUUCCCUGAAGUUUUUUUACCAAGUAUCAAUUCUUGAGCUUCACACCUGCCCAUAGCCCUUCUUCUGCUGCCUGUGGAAGUGGGAAUGCAUUUGGAUCCCCUGGAACUUUCAGAUGUGGAGAAGGAUGGAGUAACCUAAAGAUUAACUUCCCCCUACUAUGGAGUCCCGCAGGCUGAAUCUCCUGACAUUUCACAAAUAUACGAGUUCUUCUCCUGCAAUUUUCUGUAACUCAUGGUCACACAGAGAAUGGCCCAGGCAAACGCACCCUGUGUCACUGGGCAGCACACAGAAUUAAUUAGCAGCACUGUUAAUUCUCCCAAAACCGUGCUACAUAUCAGAGGCUGUGGAUUGUCUUUGCCCCAAUCUGUGUCUCCCCUGUUUGUUUGUUCCCAACAGGCAACAAAUGGAUCCCAACAGCAGCAGCUGUUUAUUAGAGCAAAUAGCCUGUUUAAUUGCACAAAGGAAAAGGGAACAGAGGGAAAUUUCAUCCUAAGGG
Lonchura striata (white-rumped munia) is the source of this 2593-nucleotide messenger RNA. RefSeq names its product patatin like domain 1, omega-hydroxyceramide transacylase (gene PNPLA1). Lineage: Eukaryota; Metazoa; Chordata; Aves; Passeriformes; Estrildidae. Gene Ontology annotation, cellular component: lipid droplet; cytoplasm; membrane. Gene Ontology annotation, molecular function: triacylglycerol lipase activity. Gene Ontology annotation, biological process: triglyceride catabolic process; lipid homeostasis. The record is from RefSeq and is a predicted model, not a curated record.